Molecule: messenger RNA, 1920 nt
Organism: Scomber scombrus (Atlantic mackerel)
Lineage: Eukaryota; Metazoa; Chordata; Actinopteri; Scombriformes; Scombridae
Product: UDP-glucuronosyltransferase-like
Exons: 5
Coding region: 159-1742 (527 amino acids)
Molecular function (GO): UDP-glycosyltransferase activity
Source: RefSeq, a predicted model, not a curated record
UAUGUAAUAGCUUGUGUGAUAACAGAGCUUGAACUUCCUACAGAAUUUACACACUUACUCACUCACUCACGCACGCACCCACACACAUAAAACCACCUCUUAACAACAGCCACAACUACUUCUUACAACAAGUCGGCUUGCAAACCAGAGAGGAGGCAAUGAGCAGUGGGGUGUGGUUUCCUACACUGGGGCUGAUGGCCUGGCUGUGCUGCCUCAGUCUGGGGCCCGUUCAGGGGGGGAAGGUGCUGGUUAUGCCUGUGGACGGGAGCCACUGGCUUAGCAUGAAGAUUCUGGUGAAGGAGCUCACCCGCAGGGGUCAUGAAGCUGUGGUCCUGGUACCUGAAAGCAGCCUGUUGAUCCAAGGCUCGGAGAGCUACAGGACAGAGAUCCACUCAGUGCCCUUUACCAAAGCUGAGCUGGACGGAAAAUUCGACGAGCUCAAAGAUGGAGUGUUCAUCAAGCCACCACAAUUCACAGAUUUGUUUAUCAAUAUGGAGCGUUUGGUUAACUUUACUUCUCUUCAGGUGACAGGUUGUGAGAGUUUGCUUAACGACAAACCUCUGAUGAGUCGAAUGCAGGGAGAGGGCUUCGAUCUUGUGCUAACAGACCCCUUUCUUCCCUGCGGCACCAUCCUGGCUCAUGUCUUUUCCAUUCCAGCUGUUUAUUUCCUGCGUGGAAUUCCAUGCGAGUUGGAUGCAAAGGCUAGACAGUGCCCUUCUCCUCCCUCCUACGUGCCUGUGGCUUACUCUGGUAAUGUAAACACCAUGACCUUCCCACAGAGAGUAAAGAACAUGUUAAUGCAUCUUAUGGAGUCCUACAUGUGCCGCAUAAUAUAUGUCCACUUCGACGACCUGGUCAGCCGAUUUUUGGGAGAUAACAUGACCUACAAGGAUCUUUUAAGCCGUGGUGCCAUCUGGCUUCUCAGAUAUGACUUUGUUUUUGAAUGGCCCAAGCCUAUCAUGCCCAACAUGGUUUUCAUUGGAGGUAUCAACUGUGCAAAGAUAGCUCCUCUGCCAGAGGACUUGAAGGAGUUUGUGGAUGGGUCAGGAGACGACGGCUUUAUUGUCUUUACCAUGGGCUCAAUGAUCUCCAACAUGCCUCAGGAGAAGGCUAAACAGUUCUUUGAUGCUUUUCGGCAAAUUCCACAAAGGGUUGUGUGGAGAUACACUGGAGUGGUUCCUGAUGACUUACCCAAGAACGUCAGACUUAUGAAGUGGCUGCCUCAGAAUGAUCUCCUAGCCCAUCCCAAGGCUAAGGCCUUCAUCACUCAUGGAGGUACCCAUGGUAUCUAUGAGGGUAUCUGUAAUGCUGUUCCCAUGUUGAUGUUUCCACUGUUUGGGGACCAGGGAGACAAUGUACAUCGCAUGGUGGCCCGCGGUGUUGCAGUGAAACUCGCUAUAUAUGAUUUCACAACUGAAAGCCUGUUGGAAGCCUUAAAUAAAAUAAUCCAUGACAAAAGCUACAAGGACAAGAUGGUGGAGUUGUCUCAGAUACACCUGGACCGUCCUGUUGAGCCUUUAGACCUGGCAGUUUUCUGGACCGAGUUUGUCAUGAGACACAAAGGAGCUGAACAUCUAAGGGUGGCGGCAUAUGAUCUGAACUGGAUUCAGUACCACUGCCUGGAUGUCAUUGGCUUUCUUAUCAUAAUUAUCUUAACUAUUCUCUGGGUGACACUCAAAUGCUGCUUGUUCUGCACUCACAGGUGUUGCAGAAAGGGGACUGCAAAGAAAAAAUCAGAGUAAAGUUUCUAAAUGCAACAUUUGUUUGGUUUUCUAAAUUCUGUAUUGAAGUGAAUAAUGAAGUCAAAACACUGCAUUCCUUUUUGAGAUUGAUGUAGUGUAAGUACUGUAUGUGUCUCUGUGUGUUUGACCUAUGAAAAAGCAAUCUUCAAUGCUAAUAAAAUUUGUUUUUUUAACUAAA